CAUAAAAACGUCGGGAUGGGAUUCCCGGUGCCGCUUCCCGGCAGGAGGAGGGGAGCCAGCUCCAACAUGAGGGCAGCUCUGGGCCUGCUGCUGCUGCUGCUCUUGGCCGCUGCACACGCGCUGCACCGAGGGAAAUCUUAUGUCCGGGAGAAAGUCUGCCAGGAGUACAGGAUGCUGGGAAAGGAGAACUUCCGAACCCUGACCAUCAUCACCAACAGCCGGAAAUAUUCCAAUGGCACCUUCGAGGAGAUCUCCCACCUCGUCCGGGAAAUCGUCUCCCUGGCCGAGACGUGCUGCGCCGAUGGGGCCGACCCCUCCUGCUACGAUGCUGGGUCCACGGCGCUGUCGGUCAAAUCCUGCAGCGCGGACUCGCCUUUCCCAGCGCAUCCCGGCACGGUCGAGUGCUGCAGGCACGAGGGGCUGGAGAGGAAGCUGUGCCUGGCUGCCCUGCAGCACCCACCCCAGCCCCUGCCCCGGUACCUCCAGCCCUCCGACAAGGAGCUGUGUCAGGCCUUCCGGGAGGAUCCCAGGGAAUUUGCGGAUAGGUUUCUUUAUGAGUACGCCAGCAGCUACAGCCAGGCUCCCCUGCCUGUGCUCCUGGGCUCCACCAGGAGCUUCCUCUCCAUGGUCUCCACCUGCUGCAUCUCCUCUGCACCCACUGCCUGCUUCCUGAAGGAGAAACUGGAGAGGAAAACCCUCUCCCGACUCACCCUGACGUCAAACCGGAUUUGCUCCCGCUUCUCGGCAUAUGGGAAGGACAAAGUCAGCUUCAGCUACCUGGCCUCGCUGGCUCAGAAGGUUCCCAGUGCUUCCUUCGAGGACCUUCUCCCCCUGGCUGAAGACGCUGCCGAGGUGGCUUCCCAGUGCUGCGACUCUCUGGCCGAGGACUGCAUGCAGAAGAAGCUGUUGGAGCACACGGCCAAAGUCUGUGCCGCGCUGUCGGCCCGGGACGGGCGCUUCACCGACUGCUGCCAAGGGAAGGACCUGAUGGAAAACCAUUUCUGCAUCCUGGCCAUGCUCCCAGCGCCGGCUCCCAAGCUGCCAGAGGCAUCGGAGCUGACCAACAAGGAGCUGUGUGGCAAGGAGGGAGCUCUCCAUGCCACCAGGUUCCUGUUCGAGCUGGCACGGAGGCAGCCCAGCAUCCCCGACGCCGUCCUCGCCAAGCUCUACGACUCCUCCGGGAAACUUCGGGCCGAGUGCUGCUCCACCAAGGACCCCUCCGCCUGCUUGGACAGCAAGCGCAAGCGGAUGAAGGCGGAGCUGCUCCCCUUCCUGGGAAAGGCCAGCCAGCUCUGCGGGCAGUACAACAACCUGCCUUUCCUUGAGUUCAAGAAGAGGCUGCGGGAAAACCUGAAACAAGCGGAGCCCCAGGCCAGCCCGGCGCAGCUGGAGCAGCUCCUGGAGCAGCGAGCAUCCUUCGCCUCCACCUGCUGCCUCCCGGAGGCUCCCCCGCUCCUCUGCGCCUCCAAGGUGAGCUCGGAGCUGGGGGAAGCCUGUGACAAGGAGUCCUGCCUGCUGGCCUAGGGGCCCGGCAGCAGGGAUCGCUUCUCCAGGAGCGAGAGCACAAGGCUGAGCUCUGUGAGCACGCAGGAAUGGGGGACAUGGCGAGGGAGCAGCAGGGAGUUGGGCUGGAGGACGUCCUGCAGAUGGAAGCUGUCACCGAGCCCCCAGCUCCCUGCCACCCUUGCGUUCCUGCAGACAAAAUAAAGAGAAGUCCCCACGCUG
Parus major (Great Tit) is the source of this 1725-nucleotide messenger RNA. RefSeq names its product GC vitamin D binding protein (gene GC). Lineage: Eukaryota; Metazoa; Chordata; Aves; Passeriformes; Paridae. The transcript has 12 exons. Bases 16 to 1524 code for a protein of 502 amino acids. Gene Ontology annotation, biological process: vitamin transport. Gene Ontology annotation, cellular component: blood microparticle; cytoplasm. Gene Ontology annotation, molecular function: vitamin transmembrane transporter activity; vitamin D binding. The record is from RefSeq and is a predicted model, not a curated record.